Misgurnus anguillicaudatus (oriental weatherfish) is the source of this 2214-nucleotide messenger RNA. RefSeq names its product coiled-coil domain containing 106b (gene ccdc106b). The record is from RefSeq and is a predicted model, not a curated record. Gene Ontology annotation, cellular component: nucleoplasm. Lineage: Eukaryota; Metazoa; Chordata; Actinopteri; Cypriniformes; Cobitidae.
AUGUUUGUUUUUAGGUUUGUGAAUACCAGUCUGAUCCAUGUCACCAUUGUCAUCAUGACUGAUGCCCAAAGAAACACGAGGAACUACAAUGAUUUAAAGAAUGAAGAUGGCUAUGAAAUCUCCAUCCCAUUUGAGGACAGCAAUGUAGAUGAAUCUGGUUUCUUUAAUCAGCAUGGCCAAGCCUUUGAUGAUUCGAGCCAGGUUUCUGCUUGCAGUCCGUACUUUUUGAUUUCUACCCUCCGCGCCCAGCUGCAGAUUUCUUUAGAGAAGAAUUCCUGGCUCCAGAAGCGCAUCGAAGAUCUGGAGGAGGAGAGGGACUUUCUACGCUGCCAACUCGACAGAUUCAUUUUCACAACCAGGAGCCAGGAGAGGAAUGACCCUCAGAUAGAGGCUGUACAGCACCCUACCAAACAGAAGCCUGUCAUUCGGAAGACAUCCACCCCUUCUCCAACACCCAUGAUGACACGAUCCGGCCAGAUUCUUACACGCAACCAGCUGAAAAAGCGCAGCAGACAAAGCAGUGUGCAAGAUGAUGAUGAAGAAGAGGAGGAAGUAAUUGAAGAGGAAGAGUAUAUAGAAGAGGACGGCUACUUGGAAGAAGAACAGAUUGUUACAGAUGAUGAUAACGAUGAUUUAGAUUGUAAAAGUUCCCGAAAGGGCCGUACAGGUAAACCGAACCGAGUUAAAAGACGACGUGUUUUCCGUAUCGCCCGGACCAUGGAGAGACAAAGAGUUAAAGACCCUGCAGGUGUUCUGCUUCGCUACAAGAAGAUCCUUGUAACCUAUCAGAAGUUGAAGAGCAUGUCUAGAGCAUUCCAGGUUCACGGGGUGGACCGCAACACCGUGGCCUCCACCACACCUAUUGCAGAGUUGCUCCUGGUAGCCCCAGAGAAGGUAGCGGAUGUUGGUGAAUUCGAUUCAUCCAAAGAGAAGCUUCUGGAUUACGCAAGGCGUUGUUAUAAAGCUCUGGAUGAGGCUUCUCACGCAAAGGUGCAGGCCUUAAAGAAGAGCAACCUUUUGCUGCCCAUUUCAUACAGGUUUCGGCACUGAAUUUUAAAAACAACAUAUUCCUGUUUUGGUGAGAAGCGGAGUUGUGAUAUUGAGGUAGUGGUUUGAAAAAUAUGGAGAAACGUGGGAUAUUUUUUCUUUUUUUAUCCCUGCCUCAGCUUUUGGAGUUAAAACUGUUAAAAUCACAACUUUGAGUUUUUGGUGAUGGUAAUUCCACAUGGUGCAAGAAACAUUGUUUUUGUUAAUGCUGUAAUUGUAAAUGGGAUGGCUGACGAUUCAAUCCAUAUUUAUAUUAUUUAUCAGCUUGUUUGAUCCCAGCUGGAAUGUUUGAGCUCAUUUCAAAUUAUGUUGACCAAGAAAGAAAUGGCCAAUCCUAAAAAGUGAAAAAUAGUCAAUAGAAAAAAAAAACAGUCAAUCACUGUAUUUGAAGGGUAACUUUAUAUUAUUUAAUAUAUGCUAAAGUUUGUUAUUGUGAAGUUUGGAAAAAGUUACUGCACCUUAAAGGUAAAAGUAAAUGUCAUAUCAUCAAAUGUAUGUGUUUGGAGUGAUAUAAGGAGCCGCUUGGGAUCUUUUUUUUGAUAAAAUCACUUGGGCUGAAGAUCGUGUAAGAAAUAAAGUUUACAAUUUGCUACACUCUCAGAAAAGAAAAUCAUCUUAUAUCAUCUUAAGACCUUCUAGGUCUUGUCUGUAUUAGUCAAUCAUUCAAAAUAUUUUUGUUUUGACAAAUAGAAGCACAUCAGCCUGAACAUUCAUCUUUAUAAUGUGCAACAGCAUAGAUUAUUUUCUGCCUAGAUCUGCUUUCUAAAUCAUUAGUGAUAUUGUAAUCACAGGUAUUGUUUACUUUUGUGUAAUUGUGUUUUCUGCACACUUUUGGUACAAUUUUUUUGACUACUCAUGAGGUACUAAAGCAAACCUCAAAUAUAUAUUUGUUUAUUAAAAUUUUGUUGUUGAUAAAAUAUUAUUUAUGAUAGAAAACCAACAGUGUUUUUGUGUUUCAACUAGUCAAUGCUAAUUGUUUAUUUGUAUUUUUGAUAUGACUGUACAAGAGAUUACAUAAUGCUAAUGCGGUGUUUAUACAUUUACUACAUUUUAGUUUACAUUGCAUUUAGUGUUAUGGCCCUUUUUUUACAUACACUAUUUUUUGUAUUGUUAUAAAGCUGUAUGUUUCAAAACUACAUCCUUAUGUAUAAUUAAAGAUCUCCAACA